Aspergillus pseudonomiae is the source of this 1527-nucleotide messenger RNA. Its product is annotated as fungal specific transcription factor domain-containing protein. Bases 1 to 1527 code for a protein of 508 amino acids. NCBI's taxonomy places the organism in Eukaryota, Fungi, Ascomycota, Eurotiomycetes, Eurotiales, Aspergillaceae. The transcript has 3 exons. Gene Ontology annotation, molecular function: zinc ion binding; DNA binding. Gene Ontology annotation, biological process: DNA-templated transcription. The record is from RefSeq and is a predicted model, not a curated record.
AUGGAUGGGCUUAGUGAGGCCGACUCUCCAUCUUCGUGGAGAAGCACUCCUUGCCGACACAUGCGAGCAACCAAGGGGGUCUCGGCGACCGAGCCACUCGAUGACAUGGUCUCCACGGCCCUGGCCAUCCUGAGCGAGGAUUGCACGACUCCCAGUGAUCAGGGAGGAGAUGGAAAUGUCCAUCAAGGUAGGCCACUUAUCACGUACUCACGAGGGCUUGAUACAUAUGAAUUCCUGAGGCAAAGGAGCAUUUUCGAUUUCCCGGUGCACCAUGUACGUCUGCAGUUUCUGCAAGCAUAUCUUCACUACGUUUACCCGGGGCAGCCAUGUAUUAAUUUUGAUGAUGUCUAUAACCUCGAGCUUCAGCUCCCGGACUCGCCCCGGAGUCCGCUCUUAAUGUGGUCGAUUCUCUCUGCUGCUUGUCCAUUCGUUGAUAUCAACGCCAUACGUGAGACUGGUCACCCGUCUCGCCUUGAAGCACAAGCAGCGAUGAUUAGCAGGGCAAAGCUAGCUUACCAGGUGGGAACCGAGAAAGAUCAUCUUGUCCAGAUUCAGUCGCUGUUGCUGAUGUCGCUUUGGCAAGGGGACAACGACGGUCUACUGGAGGCUCCUUACUGGCUAGCUCAAGCUCUUUCUAUUGCUAAAAGUACUCGGUUAGACAUAGCCGUUGGGAAAUCAACAUGCCCCACAAGUGGCCUGAAGCGGAGGAUCUGGUGGUGUAUAUAUAUCCGUGACGUUCAGAUCGCCCUGACCUACCAUCGGCCCUGUCAGGUUCACGAAAUGUACGGUACAGCCCUUUCAAUCACCGAGAGUGACUUUGAACAAAUCGAAGGGAAUCCCCACUCCUUCAGCCUAUUUCAUCCUUCCGUUGUUCCCGUUAGGUGUGACGGGAGUCGAAAGUGGCUCGCUGCUCUAUUUAUUCAGAAGGCCAAGCUUUAUCACAAGACCAGUCGCGCUCUGAGCUCUCUCUAUAGCGUCUCCUGGACCCUGAACUCGGUUGGAGAUGCGUGCAGCGUAUUAUAUCCAAAGGACGGGGUAUGUGCAAAGGAUGUACUCGUGCAUCAGCUGAGCCUAGAGGACUGGAUUCGAGAUCUUCCUCUGGAGAUGCCCGGGUUUGAUAAGAACGAAAACAACUCAGCCUCCUUUAUACUACAGCAUACGGCCUUGAGGAUUGAGUGUCUCUUUGCACAAUGUAUGGUAAUCCAAUCACAACCACCUGACGAGAUGAACCAGUGUAUGCCCCCUGGUAUUCAAAUGGUGUCAUCGCAGAUCGUGUCGCUGGCCCGUAAUCUCCACUCUGACGGACUCGGUCGCUUUCUCCCAGCCAGCUGUAUGGCGGCGAUCGGAUUCACGACUGAGGUUUUCUCUCUUCAAAUGUCCAGAUAUGGAACAAAUAGUGGAACAGAAGCCUUUGUGAGCUACCUGGUCUGUGUCGCAUUAUUACGGACCCUGGAGGCGAUACAUCCUGUUCCCCCUUGCUACAUAUCCUCGCUCCAUACCCCCAUUACUAAAGCAAUGAAAGAAUAA